Molecule: messenger RNA, 2415 nt
Organism: Durusdinium trenchii
Lineage: Eukaryota; Dinophyceae; Suessiales; Symbiodiniaceae
Source: the annotation of a GenBank genome assembly
CUAAAGUCCGUAUUGGCCCUAAGAGCGGCCUCCCAUUGCAUUCAUGGGAAAGCUGGUAGCGUCGCUGCUCCCAUGGGCCGCAUUUGCUUUUGGCAAUCUCCUUUGCUGUGGAUUGAUCUUGGCGGCGACACAGGUGAGCUGGCGGCUGGGUUUUUCUCUCACCGUGGCUUACUUCCUGGUCUCUAUGGGCCUCGCCUUGAACAUGGAAAAAGAAAGGUGGCACGACGGGAUCCGAAGUUUACUUUGGGUUCUUGUUUGUGGCCAGCUGGGCAUUUUAGGGACCUGGUUGAGCUUUGCCACUAUUCCUUGGGAGAUGGUCUUGGAGGUUGGUGGAGCCGUGCCGAUCGGUUCUGGCCAUGCUGUCUACGGCCCACACCUGUACUUUUCUUCCGGAACACCUGAGAGGAUCCUGAUGCGAGCCGAUUCACAAUCCUUUGGCUCUGUGCCUCCAGGCGUCAUUGAUGCCCAUUCCUUUAUGGAACACAAUGGGAGCCUUUUCUUCUUUGGGCGUCCGAAUGCUUCAGCAGGCGAGUGCUUAUGGAGAAUCACAGGCCAUGGUGACGCAACUCUCAUCCGACAGUUUCAGCCAGGAUUUGAUUUGAGGCAUCUCAAUGCAUCGGGAACGAGUGAGAUGGACACUGCCCUCACCUUUCAGGUGUACGGUCGAUGUGGCGCCCUUCGCAGCCGGAGCUUCUUCCGAAGCAACGGAACCCUGGAAGGGACCGAAGCAGGCGGUUUUGUGGAUCUCGCUCAUCUUUGUUUGCAGCUUGCUGCAGGGUUGGAGCUGAGGCCACCCACUGGACGACUCAUGGGCAUGCUGAUAUUGGGCAUCCUGCCGCAAACAGGCCUUGCUACAUAUUUGCUGUUUCGAAGAAAGGUGCCUGGCGCAUUCUUGAAUGUUUUCCUUGGAGCCUAUGCUGUGGCCUUCAUAAUAUGGAUGUUGACGACGGACAAAGUGGCCGACGUGCUGUUCUUCGCGCAGGUUUCUACUAUGACCUAUGCAACUCUGAGCUGCUUGGCUGUUGCAGUCAACCAGGUACUCACCCGACCUCGAAGCGCGACCGCGACGGAGUUGGGCAGCUGGGCGGCGGCCGUGAGCACCGUGGCCUUCUUCGGCGCGGUUCAUCUGGUCCUGGACUUUCCCUUCUCCAAUAGCUGGCUGAACUGGUUGCUUUAUGCACUUCUCCAAUUACCACAGAUCGCUUUUGCGCUCCUCAUGCGCCGCAUGACGCCCAUGGCGUUAUUCAUAAUCGGCUGGCUCAUUAUACUCCACAAGGCAGUUGCUGAGAUCGACGGACGAGUAGGCCAAGGUUGGCCAGCAGAGCUGGGGAAGGCCCUGCAGCUUGGCGCCUUUUACAUCCUGGGGGCAUUGGUUUGCUUGAUUCUCCUUGGCUACAAGGACAACAAGAGUACUUUGGAGGAGCUAGUGGGCAAGCGCUUUGAAUGUUCACCAGAGGAGGCUUGGCAGGAUGGAGACGAGUUCAAACCCAGUGAGCCAAUGUCUGAGCCUGAAGAAGACAAGCAAGAGUCCUGGCUGCUUCUCCAGCAGCUGCCAUGGCUGCAGCUCUUGCAACUGCAGCAGCAUUUUGGUGCUGGGCGCCGCCAUGCUAGCAAGGCUGUGCAUUCAGAGCACAAAAACAUCGGCGCAACCACAUCGCUGCGCGAUGCUUUGCGCAUUGCUUCCUUUACACUUUGGAGGGCGCUUCUUGUUACUGGUUUCUUGCUACUAGUACUAGUGGCCUCCAACCUACUAGCGAUGGCCUCCACCUAGAAGUUUGUUGCACAACUGCAGGAGGAUGAGGAAGAUUGCUGAAGUUCCACUCUGUCGCCCAAGGCGAUCGUUCGAGCGAGAAAGAAUGGUUAGAGCGUUACUUUGGUCGGACGCCGCAAAUACGAAUCUGGAAGCCUUUAUUUUUCUUGAUCAGUAACAGGUGCCACGCUAGUAGUAACAUGUGGCAUUGAACCACACCCAAGUGGGUCAAGGGAGACGAAGGUCCGAUGCCUCUCACAUGAGAUCAUUCUGGUCUUCUUUAGACUUUAAGAUCUAACAGCAACCUCCAACCUAAGAGCGAUUGUUGUGUUCUAGUCUUAAAGGGUAGUUAUGGGUGAGUCCAAGCACAAAGGCGAGCAGUUGUGCUUUAGUGCAGCGACCCGUCACAAAGAAAGGAAACCUCCGAUGAAACAAACCAUUUGCAGAGUUGAAAUUGCACAGAAACUGGCGGACACUGGGUUCUCGGCAAGAUUUUUUGUGAUUUGCUUCAUGGCGUUGAUAGUUUUUGGAGGGAAGCAGUGACAGCAAAGACUGUUCUGGAGUUGCGUGGUGGAGAUAAUCAAGUGCCAAAAACAAGAUGGUCAAAACCGCACCUAAAGAUUAAUUAAGAUGGUCACGAAUUAUUUUGUGGAGGAAAAGAGUAA